AUGCCUAUCCGACCAUCUCUAGACCAGAAUAUCGACCAACAAAUCGCAGCAAUUCUCGUCGUUGGUUUCCAUCACGCAUAUGGACCCAUUGUUGAAUUUUGUUUACCGCCAUUACCACAAAGCGAUCACAGUCCUGACAAUUUGGACGAUGCUAAUGGCUUGGGCCAGAACCAGACAUCACUAGAGAAACUAGAACUCCCAGAAGAAUGGAGCUUUUUACCUUUUCUUGCUUUACCAGAUGGAGCUCAUCAAAAGGAUGAGGAUUUUGCCUAUUUUCACCUUCCACCUGUUCCAGGAUGGUCUGUGGCGGAGACUACUUUAUUUGGCAUAUCCUGCAAUAGACAGAUACCAGCAAAGGAUCUUCUUGUUACAACCCCUGAUAUUACAAGAUCCAUUGUUCAAAAGGCAGUAGUUGUUUUAGCACGACAGCCGAUUUUUGGACCUCUGCGACAAAAACUUGCAGUAAUUACGGCCGCUUGGUUCAAUCAAAGAGAUUUUACACAGAUUGGAAUAUUAUAUAAUUUAUACAACAGUUUAAACAAUACCUUUUAUGGCCCAAUUGACGAUUCAACACUGUACAUGGGAACAUCUCUACGUGAACUUUUGCAUAGAUUUAAAGGAAAGACUCUUAUGCUCCUCAAACUAUUGCUACUAGAGAAAAAGAUCCUAUUCUAUGGUUAUCCUGUAGAGAUUCUAUGCACCUUUCAAUAUUCUUUGAUAUCUCUUAUACCAGGGUUAUUACGCUGUCUACAGGAUGCUGGGGCACCCGAUCUCGAUACUGCAGAGAGUACAUUAGAAAUUACAGAAGCACGUGAACUUGCGAAUGGCACCAAAGAAAGCUUAUUACGCUAUAUGGGACUCCCUUUACGUAUUUUUGAAAAAGGUUCAUUCUUUCAACCUUAUUUGCCACUACAGCAAAUUGAAAUGCUUUCAUCCGAGAAAACAAGAUCUUACCUUGUUGGCACGACAAACCAAAUAUUUUUUCGCCAUAAAAAUGAUACCAAUAUUGAUGUACUUGUUAACGUUGAGACCGGAACCAUAGAAUUUUAUAAUCAACAACUGGCAUCUGUUGUGAACCCUACUAUGGCUGAUCGUAGAUGGACAGAGAAGAUUGUCAAGGUGGUCAAUAAUCCAGCAAGACCACUCAAAAAUACGUUUUAUGGAUCGGACGAUUAUUUGAGAGCACGUUUUGAAGAAUAUGUGCUCUCGUUGCUUUCCAGUAUGAAACAUGCACAGGCAUCCAGUAAUUUUUCUGACAAUAGCAGAGGAAUGCAUCAUUCUGACUCUUCAUCUGAAGAGGUUAUGAGAGAUGAUGAUAGAGAACGGAACUAUCUUUCAGACUAUGGAAUGUCGUGGAUAAUGGCAUGGCGAGAAACGAACAACUUUAGAAUUUGGAACAAAUACACAGAUCAUGAAAUAUAUGAGAUUGUAGAGCCUGGGUAA
This is a messenger RNA of Phycomyces blakesleeanus NRRL 1555(-), 1443 nucleotides long. RefSeq lists its product as hypothetical. The record is from RefSeq and is a predicted model, not a curated record. Gene Ontology annotation, cellular component: cytoplasm. NCBI's taxonomy places the organism in Eukaryota, Fungi, Mucoromycota, Mucoromycetes, Mucorales, Phycomycetaceae. The coding region runs from base 1 to 1443 and encodes 480 amino acids. The transcript has 12 exons.